AUGAAACACAAAAAUCUUUAUUUUUUCAGCUUUGGUACCAACAAACCGUCGGACGAAAUGACGGACGGCGAGCACGACGGUGAACACAACACAGAGGAGAAGAAACUGGGACCUCAGGAUCCAGAAACAGUGGAGAAGGAGUUGGAAGAAGUGGGAUUCGUUGCUCCGCCAGAUGGUGGAUAUGGAUGGGCAAUCGUUGCUUCUUCCUUCCUGAUCAACAUGGUCGUUGAUGGUGUCAUCUUCACAGUCGGAAAGAUCCUUCAACCAGCAUGGGUUCAUGGGUUCAACAUCUCUGAAGCCUCUGCUGCUAUGACAAUGUCCAUUCUUUCCGGAUUCUACUUUUUCGUUGGACCAGUCGCAUCAGCUCUCUGCAAUGUGUUCGGGUGCCGUCAAGUCGCUCUCGCCGGAUCGGUUAUCGCUGCUGUUGGAUUUCUUCUGUCCAUCCCAGCACCAAAUAUCUAUAUGCUCUACCUCACUUUUGGUCUCAUCGCUGGAGCUGGAUUUGGAAUGAUGUACCUGCCAGCCAUUGUCAUCAUCUCCCAGUAUUUUGCUAAGAAACGUUCAUUGGCCACUGGAAUCGCUGUGUGUGGAUCUGGAAUUGGUACAACAGUGUUCGCGAUGCUCAACGAUGUGGUCUGGGAGUUUGUGAAAAAAGAUUGGCAACAAUUCCUGGUCUACACCGCUACCGUUACUAUCUCUGGAUUUGCCGCUGCUCUUCUCCUCCGCCCACUGAAAGCCAGUCAAGACCAAAUUGAAAAGGUUGCUGAGAUUGUUGAGAACUAUGAACAGCACAAAGACAAGGUUCCUGAGUCUCCAUCUCUCAGCAAGCACAAUACACCAUUCCUGAGCUCAUUGGAGCUUCACACCGCUGGAAAGCACGGAAAUGGAGUGCAUCGCAACGGAUCCGUCAAGAGCAUCAUCGAAGCUGUCGCCAAGGAUGUCGAAGAGCUCAAUCGCCCAUUGGCUCGUAUGGAUGUUUUUUACACUGGAUCGACUACGAACAUUGCCGCGAGAAGCCGCACUGGAACCAUGAAUCGCGAAGAAGCUGCCGAGCAUUUGAAGAAUCUUCGCGAGAACUUGAAAGAAGGAACUCCACAGCAAUACCUUUCCAAAUUGGAGCUCAAUGUUGCCGAUGAUGGAACCAUCCAGCACGUUCAAGAGAAAAGUGUCAUGAGAGAUAUUGGGCAAGCAUUGAAGAAUCUUUUGGACAGACAACUCCUCGGAUCACCAUCGUUCUUGCUUCUUGCUUUCUCGGGAACUCUGACUCUUUGCUGUUUCUACGUCCCAUUCAUCUAUCUUGGAAACCAUUUGGACAAGAUCGAAGGUCUUACUGUCGCCGAGAAAUCCUUCACCGUCUCCCUCAUCGGAGUGUUAAACAUCAUUGCUCGUAUCGGUUGCGGAUACAUUGCUGACCGUCCAGAAGUCUCUGCAUUGGUUGUGAACAACAUCGCUCUCAUUUUGGCUGGACUCGCCACCAUGACUGUUCCAUUCUACACUGCCUAUUGGCAUUUCUUGGCUUUCUGUUUCCCAUUCUCAGUUGGAGUCGCAUGCUUCGCCGCUCUUCGUUCUGUGAUUGUCCUCGAGUUGAUCGGAUUGGAAAAGAUGAGCAACGCCUUCGGAAUCCUCCUCACUUUCAUGGGCGUUGGUGCUGUUAUCGGAUCGCCAAUGGCUGCAGCCAUGAAGGAUUACACCGGAAACUUCGAUACAUCCUUCUACGUCAUGGGAGCAUUGAUGGCUAUCAGUGGAGCUAUGUGCAUUCCACUUGGAGCUCUCCGCAAAUGGGAGCUGAACCGUGUUACUACAUCAGAUGCUAAGGCAGAGGUUGAACUUCAGAAGCUCACCGAGGAGGAGGCCAAGGCCAUUUGA
Caenorhabditis briggsae is the source of this 1866-nucleotide messenger RNA. Lineage: Eukaryota; Metazoa; Nematoda; Chromadorea; Rhabditida; Rhabditidae. Gene Ontology annotation, molecular function: monocarboxylic acid transmembrane transporter activity. Gene Ontology annotation, biological process: monocarboxylic acid transport; transmembrane transport. The coding region runs from base 1 to 1866 and encodes 621 amino acids. The transcript has 7 exons. The record is from RefSeq and is a predicted model, not a curated record.